ACACCUGACCAGUAGCACACAGGCAGCCGCUCAGGUGACAGAAAAGAAAGAGCACUCUUAGGUAGAGAAAUAAAGAGAGAGGGGGGGAGGAGAGGACAGCAUUUAGGGAUACGAAGGAGGAGGGACAGUGGAAAAGUAGGCUGUAAACAAAUGAAGUGACACACCUGAAGUCAAGCUACUGCAGGCUGGACGGACAACUGAAAUAGUCAGACGGGGCUCUGCGUUCCUGGGACAGAUACAACAUUGCAACUGUGGCAAGUCAAAAAAAAUAGCUGAAGAAACGCACAAAAAUGGAGGCGUAUGAAAACGGCAUCAUCACACGUUGAGAAAGACAAAGAAAAGCUCACACGAGAGGAGAAGAGUCAUCACGAGUGAAAGCAAAAGAAGCUCCACAGAAACCACCAGAGCACUUCACACAAAGGUCUGUGAGCAUUUCUUGAGCCCCUUCAGAGAUCUGCCCUCCACCUCUACUGUACGUCAUGGCCUCUAUGGGAAUGCAGAUGCUGGCCAGCGCCCUGUGCCUCCUGGGCUGGGCAGGGGUCAUCAUCAGCUGCAUAAUGCCCAUGUGGCGGGUCACGGCCUUCGUUGGAAGCACCAUCGUCACCUCCCAGACCAUCUGGGAGGGCAUCUGGAUGACCUGUGUGGUCCAGAGCACAGGGCAGAUCCAGUGCAAACCUUACGAGUCUCUCCUCGCUCUCAGCGCUGACCUGCAGGCCGCCAGGGCUCUCAUCGUCCUCGCCAUCCUUACCGGCAGCGCGGGCCUCAUUCUGGCCUUCGUUGGAGGGAAGUGCACUCGCUUUUUGGAUGGAGAUGAAGCAGUUAAAGGCAAGGUGGCCGUAGCAGCGGGGGCAGUUUUGAUUGUCACAGGGCUGCUGUGUUUGAUUCCCACAUCGUGGGCGGCCGGGUCCGUGGUGAAGAAGUUCUACAGCGCCUCCAUAGACGCUCAGCGGAGGGAGAUCGGAGCCAGCCUCUACAUCGGCUGGGGAGCGUCCAUCCUGCUCAUUCUGGGAGGGGGUUUGUUCAUCAGCUCAGCGUGCCCCCUCAAAGACCACGACGCAGACAAGAGCCCUUCUGUCCGCUACCUGAUGGUCCGCUCCUCCAACGGGGCGAGUUCUCAACGCAGCAGAAGAGCGACACCUCAGCCUGUCGGAGCGGCGUUUCCCAGGUCUCAAAGCUACGACAGAGCGUCAACGAAGCCUCCGCUGUCCACAAGACCUCCCUGGGAGGACGGGCCUGUGCAGGGCUCGAGGCUGGGGUCAGAACAAUCAUGGGUGCCAUCAACAAAGUCUCAGAUGAAAAGGCCGGAGUCGACAAAGUCUGAAUACAGUGAGGCGCCGUCGACAAAGUCUCAGCUGAAACGAGCAGAAAUGGAGGAGAGGUUAUCAGUCGAGAGUGAAAAUGAGGACGUGUCCUCAAAUCCAGCGAAAACAUACCUAUAAUAUGGACACACACAAAUGCAUGUAACAUUUAACAUACCAAUUAGUAGUUUACUUAUUUUGUGACGGUUUACCGAUGAAAAGUAGCUCAUUGUAUAUAAGUAUAGUUAUCUUUUUACUCCACCAUGUUGCUUUGAUAAAAGGACAGAAGGGAAAAGGCCUGGACUACAUUCAUCAAUAUGGAGCAUAGCAGCUUUAAUAUGUUAUGUGCACUAAAACUGAACUUAAAUACUUUAACAAACUGAAUCCUGGUGCAAAUGAAGUAUGCUAUUGUUGUUUUGUUUUUUAUUUUUUAAAGAACAUUGUUGGCAUUAAGUUUGACACGUUAAUGUGGAGCAUUACACCGGUAUUAACCUUCUUUCUUCACUAUUUAAAUGCACUGAAUGAUGGUGAAUUCGUUCGCAUUACGAAUCUUACCUUAGACUUUUUGGCUUGUUUGUUUCUGCUGGACGUACAGCAACCUGAACGCAACAUAAGGAAUGAAGCAGAAGCGUAUUUUAGCCUACUUUAAAUUGAUACUAAUGCAUUUUUUUAAGCCAAGUAUGUGCUCAUUUGAUGAGCUCUACGGCCAUGAAAGACUCCCACUUGUUACAAAUAAAUAGUUACACUUUUUAGAUUUAGCUUUUUGUCACAACUGUGAAAUGUGAUUUUAUGUUUAUUUUUAUUUGCACAUAUAUUAUUGAUAGAUAUUUGUAUGUUUACUUUUCAAUAAAUGACUUUAACGUAA
Sebastes umbrosus (honeycomb rockfish) is the source of this 2163-nucleotide messenger RNA. Its product is annotated as claudin-4-like. Bases 480 to 1439 code for a protein of 319 amino acids. The transcript has a single exon. NCBI's taxonomy places the organism in Eukaryota, Metazoa, Chordata, Actinopteri, Perciformes, Sebastidae. Gene Ontology annotation, molecular function: structural molecule activity. The record is from RefSeq and is a predicted model, not a curated record. Gene Ontology annotation, biological process: cell adhesion; bicellular tight junction assembly. Gene Ontology annotation, cellular component: plasma membrane; bicellular tight junction.